CAAAAAAUCGCUCCACUACGAAAAAGAGAGAAUCCCCAAAAAGGAGAGAGAGAUUUGUUCUCGAGUUCUUGUAAAUAAAAAACACCUUCGGAAUCCAAAUAAAUAAUUCCUAAUUGCAACGUUGAUUCUUCAAAAAGAUUUAUAAAUUUAAUUGAUAAUAAGAAACAGAGGAAAGAUCUAUAUGUGGAACAAAUUUUGUGCUUAAAAUAGGAGGACACAAAACACAAAUUUAAUCUGCCCAUCGUGCAAAAGCCAAUGUUGGAUCUCUGGAAGAAAAUUUUAUAAUUUAUUUGGGAAAUUACACAAAAAAUGGCAGACAAAAGUGUAAUUGUUUGCCGCUAGCAAUGAUUAAUCCUAAUUAGCUAGAUUUUAUUGGACGUUUUAACGAGAGAGGCGAGCAAGCAGCAGGCAAUAAUGCCCAUAACCAAAGAAAUUGCUGUGGUCAAGCUGCCACAGUCGCGCAGCGUUUGGGCAAUAACUGUGGCCUCAUUUCUAUUAUGUUUUGUAUUUUAUUAUUUCUAUGGGGGUUAUUUAACCUUUGGCCUAAUCGGUUUGGUAUUGUUGGGCAUUUUCUAUUAUGGCCAGGAUGUGUUGCUCUAUCAUCCAGAUUUGCCGGCAAAUUCCCGAGUCUAUAUACCCAUACCCACUAUGCAUAAUCUACCUCAUGAAACCGUGAGCAUACGUACUGCCGACAAAGUAACACUGCAUGCCUUUUGGGUCAGACAGCCGGAGGAACGUUCCAAGAGUGUGCCGACCUUUGUUUAUCUACAUGGCAAUGCUGGUAAUAUGGGUCAUCGUAUGCAAAAUGUUUGGGGUAUAUUUUAUAGCUUAAAUUGUAAUAUUCUAAUGGUGGAAUAUCGAGGCUAUGGCCUUUCAACGGGGGCGCCAAGUGAACGUGGUCUUGUUCUCGAUGCGAGGGCGGCUAUUGAUUAUUUGUUUACACGCCACGAUUUGGAUCAUACACAGAUAGUGUUGUUCGGUCGUUCACUGGGUGGAGCUGUGGCAAUUGACGUGGCGGCCGACACAAUUUAUAGCCAAAAAAUAAUGUGUGCCAUAGUGGAGAAUACAUUUACAAGUAUUCCGGAGAUGGCUGUGGAAUUGGUACAUCCUUCGAUCAAAUAUGUACCCUAUCUUUUGUAUAAAAAUAAGUUUGACUCCAUUACCAAGAUUUCCAAAUGUUCCGUGCCAUUUCUAUUUGUUAGCGGUUUAAGUGAUAAUUUGGUACCACCACGCAUGAUGCGUGCCCUAUACACGGCAUGUGGUAGUGAUCGUAAACGUAUUUUAGAAUUUAUAGGAGGCUCACACAACGAUACAUGGAUAGUAGAUGGUUACUAUCAAGGUUUGAAAACAUUUCUCAAUGAAUGUCAAAAUAUUGUGCCACCCUUGGAGAAGCCACCUGAAAAAAGUAAUGUCUGGAGUGAAAUACAGGAUGUGUAAAUAAGAAAAAAUGGAUAUAAUUCAGUUUAUUUUGCUCAAUAGAGCACACCUAAGCCUAUGUUAUAAAUUUAUAUGCCAUCCUAGUAUUCCUAUAUUUUGAUUUGAAAAAGAAAAAACAACUAUUGCAUUUGUAAGACCAGAGUUAUGAUAAGUUUUGUUGAGAUAUUUCUUGUAGUUUAAAAAAAAAUUAACUACUCAAGAUCUGAAACCAAAAACCCUGUUUUGAGCGACAACGUAAAUCUCACUUAAAUCCAAAAAAACAAUAACUAAAACUAAUAGUUAAAUAUUAAUUUUUUUAAAUUAUAUAGACAAAUACGUUAUCUCUUUCUUCCUACUACUACUAUGAACUAAACAAUAAUCUUUUAAAAAUCUAAUGCUUCUCUUAUUUCUACUGCCAAGCCAAGGAGAAAAGAGUUUGAAACGAAAAACUAAUUAAUUAAUUUCAUUGUAUUAUACAAAAAUAUUUUAACGAUCCUUUUUAAACGAGCAUGGAAGGAGGCUGUGGGAAUUUGUAACAAAAAAUAAA
Messenger RNA from Musca domestica (house fly), 1963 nucleotides. It is a transcript of the gene Bem46, whose product is annotated as protein ABHD13. The coding region runs from base 415 to 1437 and encodes 340 amino acids. NCBI's taxonomy places the organism in Eukaryota, Metazoa, Arthropoda, Insecta, Diptera, Muscidae. The record is from RefSeq and is a predicted model, not a curated record. The transcript has 4 exons. Gene Ontology annotation, cellular component: membrane. Gene Ontology annotation, molecular function: palmitoyl-(protein) hydrolase activity.